Molecule: messenger RNA, 519 nt
Organism: Raphanus sativus (radish)
Lineage: Eukaryota; Viridiplantae; Streptophyta; Magnoliopsida; Brassicales; Brassicaceae
Product: probable enoyl-CoA hydratase 1, peroxisomal
Exons: 3
Coding region: 1-519 (172 amino acids)
Cellular component (GO): peroxisome
Molecular function (GO): ligase activity
Source: RefSeq, a predicted model, not a curated record
AUGGAGCGGUUGAGAAAACCGAUCAUCGGAGCGAUUAACGGUUUCGCCAUCACCGCAGGGUUCGAGCUCGCCUUGGCCUGCGAUAUUUUGGUCGCAUCCAGAGGAGCUAAGUUCAUGGAUACUCACGCCAGGUUUGGGAUAUUCCCUUCGUGGGGUCUGUCUCAGAAGCUGUCGAGGAUCAUCGGAGCAAACAAAGCUCGUGAAGUUUCGUUAACGUCGAUGCCGUUGACAGCUGACGUGGCUGAGAAGUUAGGGUUUGUAAACCACGUGGUUGAAGAAGGGGAAGCUUUGAAGAAAGCUAAAGGAAUCGCGGAGGCUAUCAUCAAGAAUGAACAAGGCAUGGUUCUGCGGAUUAAAUCCGUCAUCAAUGAUGGACUCAAGCUUGAUCUUGGUCAUGCUCUUACACUCGAAAAGGAGCGAGCUCACGCGUACUACAGUGGGAUGACAAAGGAACAGUUCAAGAAGAUGCAGGAGUUCAUAGCUGGACGUGGUUCCAAGAAACCUUCUUCCAAGUUAUAG